Molecule: messenger RNA, 342 nt
Organism: Verticillium dahliae VdLs.17
Lineage: Eukaryota; Fungi; Ascomycota; Sordariomycetes; Glomerellales; Plectosphaerellaceae
Exons: 4
Coding region: 1-342 (113 amino acids)
Source: RefSeq, a predicted model, not a curated record
AUGUCUAACGGCAGGAAAGACAUCACCGUGACCCUCAGCGACCCAACAGUCACCGAUGAUUCGCUUGCACAAAGUCGAAAGGUCGACUGGGCCAUGUCGCUGGCAUUGGCUGCCAAGUCGAGGGCGCAAAAGCUUUACCACAGCCCUGACGCCUGGCGUGUGACGAGGGACGAGGGACGACACGAUCUGCUGCUGGGCCUGCGAAGGCCUGCCAACGCGGCCCAAUCGCUGCUGCUGCACGCUGUUUGCGCUCUCUGGGUCCCGAUGAGCGGGUCCACCUUCGAGCUCGACAACGACGCCGACACCGAGACGCUCCAGACUUCGAGGGCCAAGGAAGGCUGA